AUGUGCCUUUUUCUCGAAAUUCGCGCCGAAUUCGAAGCGGAUGUGCGCUGGACGUGCUCGGACGAGACGGUGUCGAUAUUCGUGCGCACGCCGCUUCCAUUCGACGGUCUCGUGGAGACGCGCGCGAAUCCCGCGCAAUCGACUCGAUGUCGCGUUCAAGGUUUCGGCACGAACGUCGCCGUGCUGAAAUUGAAAUUGGCGAGUGACGAGUGCGGAAUGCGCUACAAUUCGACGACGAAAACCUAUUCGGUGACCAUCGACGUUCACUCGCAUCCGGUUCUGAUUGUCGACGGCGACAAAUCGUUGGAGAUCGUGUGUCGCGAGAAUCAGAACGACACGCGUUCGCCGAUCGACGAGCCAACGUCGGAUUAUGAGCUUCGCGUGUUGUCGAGUCGCCUACCGGUCGACGUCGUCAAUUAUUCGCAGCCCUACACACUUCAAGUGCGUCGACGUCGUCCGACGUCGUCGUCGAGCAGCUUCUACGUCGGCAAGUGUACGGCGGAGCCGAUCGGCGGCAACGUGACGGUUCAGCUGACCGAUUCGAUUGGUUGCGCGCUGUUCAAAUCGAUAAUGGGCGAUUUCAAGCGGCGCGAGUUCGUCGAGGAGGCCGACGUGCCGUCGAUGUUCAAAUUUCCGGCGGCGUCCGAAUUGCGAAUCGCGUGUGUGGUGACGUCGUGCGACGGCGUCGAAUGCGAGCGACGAUCGUGUCGCGACAGCGCGUCGACGUCGACACUCCUCGAGCGAACGACGGCGUCGAUCGAGACGGACGACGUGCAAACCGCGACGAUCGUCGUCGGCCUUCAGAAGCGUCGACGCGAGACGACGGCGACGACGAGCACGCCGGCAAUUCCGCAAGUCGGCCUCAUAAGGAAGGACGAUUCGAUGGUGGCGGCGGCGGCGCCGUCGAGUCACGAGUGCGUCAGCGAGUUCGAGUUCAAACUUCUCUACUAUCUUUGCAUAUUUUUGGCAGUGGCGUCCAUCAUUGGGUUCACAAUGAAUAUAAUACUGUGUGUAAUGCUACGUCGACGGCGAACGCAGAAGCCGAAGAAGCGUCAUGUGCCGGCGAGUCAUCAGCUGCAAUUGCCGAAGGGUGCGAACAAGCCGCCGGAUUUUUGGAUUGUCGAAGAAGCGGCCGACAUCGCGCCGGGCGUUUAUGGUCCGCGAGGCGAUUCGCUGCUCUCUUAUCAGCCGAAGGCACACAUGACGCGACGGCUGCCGUCCGAAUACGUGAUACCGGCGCUUUCGAGGCAUUCGGCGUCUUCGAACGAUGGCACUGAUAUUUAUAGGCGUCCGAACAUUGAUCUCAACCACGCCGAAGCGCGGCAUAGUAGCAACACGUUUCUGACGCACUCGACUACGAUGGAGACAGACAUUGAUAGUCAGGCAUCGUCGACGAAUCAAGCUUCUUCGUACCAUUGA
Caenorhabditis bovis is the source of this 1419-nucleotide messenger RNA. Lineage: Eukaryota; Metazoa; Nematoda; Chromadorea; Rhabditida; Rhabditidae. The record is from the annotation of a GenBank genome assembly.